GUGGUAUGUAGCUGAGUCGAGUGGAUUGUUCUGCUAGCCAGCCUGUGUUACUGAUAACAUUGGCCAGUCCUCUUAUUAAAUAGCUAGCUAAGACAUUUGUAAGUUAGCAUCAUAUUCGAAAUCCUGUUCACUAUUUGGAUAUUAGAUUCGCUGUAUAUAUAAUAAUAUGGAUUUUUUGUCUAAUUGGAUGGCGAUAUCGUUCGCCUGUAGCUAGUUAGGAUUAGCUGGUUCGACAGUUUAAUUUUCAUCUUACUGAUCAAGGUUACACAGCCAACGCUAGAUAUAUAGCUAGCUAGAUACCUGGCUAAGUUAGGUAGCUAACUAACUAACCGAAUUCACGUAGCAGUUAGCUAGCUAGUCACCUAGUUAUGCUAGCUAGCUAGGUUAGCUAACGCUAACUAGUUACCUAGGGCAGCUCGACUACGGUUUGCAGACGCAAGGAAUGUUUAGUCUGGUCGUUGGUAGCUACACCCGAUGAACGCAACCUAGCUCGCAAUGGAAUUUAACUUUAACAUGUUACUUUUAUCUCGGAGAUCUUGUGAGCAUAAGUUAUAUUUCAAAUAGAAAAGACUAGCUAUUAGGUAGGUAGCUGUUGAUUCAUUUAUCAGUAAUUAUAUAGCUUGCUGUUAGGCAAGGAUAUUUGGUCCAGAUAGCCAGCGACGCUUUGCCUCUAGUCAUUCCAGGUAUUUGACAGAUGCGGCAAUGGGAAGGCACGCUUUGAUGCAGUCAACAAUAUUCCUUACCAAGUUCAAAAUUACUUAUUUCCAGGAAUCCCAGCUAUGUGUUGCGAGGUUUGCGAAUACUGGUGCCUAUUCGUUUUUGAGAAUGGGUAUGAUUAGAAGCUUCUGAAACAAAUGAAUAUCUCUACCACCCAAUAAAUUAGUUAUAGCUAGCUACUUAAGUCUUUGUAACCUGAAGGAGGUUUUUUUGUCGUGGGAGGAACAGCUCUUCCUAUCAAAGAAAUCAUCGUUCACAGUUAAGAAACCAAAAUGACAGAGCUGUAAAAUUGCGUCCACCAUUUCCAUUAAGAAGAAACGGAGAACAGAUGUUUAUCGGCAAAAUGACUCUGAGUCAGUCCAGUCUGUUUGGACAGAUAGAUGACCUACAAGAUCUUACAUUCAUCGAGAGACCGAUACGCAGGAGCCUGAAGACUGCAGAAGAGAUUGACAAGUUAACCGUAGAUGAAGAUCUGAAUGACAUAGAGCGUGCAGUCUACCUCCUCAGCUCCGGUCAGGAUGUGCAGCGAGCCAGCGUCAUCGUCAACCUGCCAAGCCUGGUGCGCCAGAACCCAGCAGAGACCUUCCGCAGGGUGGUGCCAAAAGUCAGGGAGGUGCUACACGUAGCUGGGGCGGACAUGCAGCUUGCUGCAGCCGGUUCUUUCUUGACUGUCCUCCAGGAUGACAUUGUCCUCAUCCAGACGCACACCCACUCCAUCCUGCAGAUAGUUCUUCUCAACCUAGACCACAGGGAUGGAGUGGUCAGCAGCGCUUGGCUAGAGACUCUGUUAUCAGCUAUUGAUGCUCUACCAAAAGAAACUAUCAGACAGGAGAUCCUGAGUCCACUGGUAUCAAAGGCUCAGCUUUCCCAGUCUGUCGCAGCCCGUCUGGCCAGCUGUCGCAUCCUGGGGAAGGCUGCUGCCAAGUUUGAGUCAUCAGUAGUGAAGAAGGACCUGCUGCCUGUGGUCAGGUCGUUGUGUCAGGACGUGGAGUACGAGGUGCGCUCCUGCAUGUGUCGCCAGCUGGAGAGCAUCGCCAGGGGAAUUGGUAUGGACCACACAAAGGUUGUGGUGCUACCAGAGCUGGUAGAGCUUGCUCAAGAUGAGGGAAGCACUGUGAGACUGGCAGCCUUUGACACCAUCAUCAACCUCCUGGAAAUGUUUGACAGUGACGACAGGACGCGUGUUAUAUUUCCCCUGGUGAAGACAUUCUGUGAGAAGUGUUUCAAAGCCGAUGAAGCCGUGCUGGCCUCCCUGUCCUACCAGUAUGGCAAGAUGUGCCACGGUCUGUCUGCGUCUUUCACAGACGAACAGCACCUAUGGUUUCUGGAGUUCUAUAAGAAGUUGUGCUGCCUGGGACUGCAGCAUGAGAAUGGCCACUGUGAGAGCCAGCCCUACCCACUAGAGCUGGAGAACAAGUACGCGCUGGUGCGCACAAACUGCGCCUACAACUUCCCUGCCAUGAUGUUAUUUGCUGACCCAAACCACUUCCUGUCUGAACUGUACCGGACCUUCUCAAGCCUGUGUCAUGACCCUGAAAUCUCAGUUCGGCGGACAGCUGCCGAAGGCUUCCAUGAGGUAGUUAAACUGCUGGGUCCAAAUGUGCAUUAUGUACACAAAGAGCUGAUCAUCUUACUGCAGGAUGAUUCAUUAGAGGUUCUUGAUGCCCUGCUCAAUCAUCUCCAGGAUACUUUGGAGCUGGCAACAUCCAGAGGGGAGGGCACAGGACCUGAGAGCAAGCAGGUGAAUGUGCCCGAGUUAGUGCCUGCACUGGUGGCGGCGGAGCAAAAGGCGGCAUCUUCUCUACGCUGGCGUGUCCAUGAGAAGCUCCUGCAGCGUUACUCCUGCCUGCCGCGUGUCAUCACUGGGGACCAGAUCUACUUCCGCUUCCUCCAGAGAAUGUUUGGAAUCAUUACUACAAACAGCGUUCUGCCGGUCCAGAGGGAAGCAGCCCGGACAUUGUGUAUGUUCUUGCGCUACAAUCGCAAGCAGGAGCAGCGGCAGGAGAUCAUCAGCAAAAUAACACAGGAACUUGCUCAAGGUAGAAGCUACUGGAACAGGUUACGGUUUCUGGACCUGUGUGAGAUUGCUAUAGACCUCUUCUCCAAAUCCUACUUCUGCAAGUACUUCCUCAUUCAGGCACUAGAGCUCGUCAGUGACCCCGUGGCCAAUGUCAGGUAUAAGCUGUGCCACAUGCUGCCCAGGCUGAGGUCCACCAUCAGGCUGCCAGCUGACAAACACCUGCUGCAGCAGCUGGAGUUCUGUGUCAGAAAACUGCUUUGCCGUGAGAAAGACAAAGAUGUCGUGGCCACGGUGCGCAAGACAGUCUUGGAGUUGGACAAAAUGGACAUCACUGAACCGUAUCAUAAAAGGCAUGAAAGAGACUUGCUGGACCAAAAGAAAGAGAAGGAGGAAAACUUGCUACUUGAAAUGGAGCUGUUGGAACGGCAGCAGAGCGAGGCUAAACUGGCCGGGGAGAAGCAUGCGGAUAAGAAGCGAAGAGACAGCAAAACAAGCCUUUCUGGUAGCAAAGGCAUGUCAGGAUCUACAUCUGGGGCCACGUUGUCCACAUCUGCUGGUAAGGAGAUGCGAAGAGCGAAACUGGCCCGAAGCCGCUCACUUAGUAGUCACCCCAGCACUCCCAAAAUGGCAAACUCCGACAAAACCCUAAAAGUCAAAGAGUCAGGAAGUUGUCCUGGAUCAGGAAAGAGCUCCAUAAUACCAAUUAAUGACGACACCCUGCGACCACACCACUUCAACGUGGCCUCUUCGUCCUCCUCGUUGUCCCCAACUCCCUCUACCUCCUCCAUGCCCGUCCUUAUCCGCAGCAACACGAGCAGCAAUGGCAGCAAAGACAUACAGUCCAGGAAACUCACCAUACAAAGGAAAUCCAAUUCAUUUGGCAUGCAGUCUGGGAGGGAGUGACAGCCACUCAGUUCCAAGGACUUUGGCAAGCUUGCCCAUUGUGCAGUAGUCCACUUCCCCGGGCACAGAACAUGGAGAAGGAGCCGAUGGCUGUUGGUGUACACCCUGGAGACGCGUCAUCCGGCGGAUGCUGGGGCUAGCCCUCGUUCCUCCUCUGUAGUGGAACAACUAAGCUCCCAUGGAGGAGGAAAGGGGCACUAGGAUUCUCCUUACAUGAAUGAAAGCAAACUGAUCCAUCUCUGCCUUAUUCUUGCACCAUUUGUCAAAAAAAACAAACAAAAGUAACCAGAGUCAAGGAAGCAGAGUGAUGUAUUUAAUUUAUUGGUUCAAUUUUUUUGUUUCUUGUAUUAUAGCAUGCUUUGCAAAAUCUUCGUUUUAUAUUUUCCAACCAGCUGUGAAAAAAAAGAUGCAGUAUGUAUUUUUAUGAAUUGAGCGCCAUCUUUAAGAGUGCUGGGACUCUCUGUCCCAUCAAAGAGUUUGUGCCUGGUGCAUCUUAGCACCUGAGUGAUUCAUGCCAACCCUUCAGAACCCAAUCAAUAAAGCUCAUGUUGAACA
Electrophorus electricus (electric eel) is the source of this 4195-nucleotide messenger RNA. It is a transcript of the gene ppp4r4, whose product is annotated as protein phosphatase 4, regulatory subunit 4. Gene Ontology annotation, cellular component: cytosol; protein serine/threonine phosphatase complex. The record is from RefSeq and is a predicted model, not a curated record. NCBI's taxonomy places the organism in Eukaryota, Metazoa, Chordata, Actinopteri, Gymnotiformes, Gymnotidae. Gene Ontology annotation, molecular function: protein phosphatase regulator activity.